Cannabis sativa is the source of this 1432-nucleotide messenger RNA. RefSeq lists its product as uncharacterized. The transcript has a single exon. Gene Ontology annotation, molecular function: protein binding. Lineage: Eukaryota; Viridiplantae; Streptophyta; Magnoliopsida; Rosales; Cannabaceae. The record is from RefSeq and is a predicted model, not a curated record. The coding region runs from base 122 to 1432 and encodes 436 amino acids.
AAUUAAAUAUAACUCCCAAACACAAUAUAUAUCAAAGAAUCCUUGAAGUUGUUUUACUAUAAAGUUGAUCAAAUUCACCGGUUCUAACCCUCUCAAAAAUAUUCACCAUCAUUACUAAAACAUGGCAGAGAAAGUUGAUGAUAUUGAAGAAAUAAUUAUAAGAGAUAAAUCAGAAAGUGCAUCAUCAAAAUUCAUGUCGAAAAUCGAUGACGAUACACUCUCAGAAAUUUUGGUCAGAGUCUAUGAUUAUCAAUACUUAAUUCAAUGUAAGUUGGUAUGUAAACAUUGGUAUUCUCUAAUAUGUUCUGAUCACUUUAUUCGUACUUUUAUUCAUGAAAGUCAUAAACACCAACAACAACUAGAAACCUUAACAUAUGAUGUUUUUCUCAACUUACUUCCCAUAAAACAAUUGUUUAUAGAGAAAUCAAAUAUUCAUGAUUUAAGUUGGUUUUCUACAAUACUUAAAAAGAGAGCAACAAAAGAGUAUGGAUAUGUGGAUAGAUUUUAUGAUGGACACAUUAGGGCUACCUACAAUGAUUUGUUAUUGAUUUCUUAUACCACACAAGAUUGCCACGAUUACUACAUAUGUAACCCUUUUACUAAACAAUGGAUUCCCCUUCCUCCACCACCUAAAAUAAUGUCCACUACAAAUUUUAAUUACAUUGACUAUUUUGACCCUUUCCUUUAUGGAUCAUCUAUCCCUAUAUUCAUUAGAUUUGUGUUUGAACCUAGUAAGUGUUGCAACAAAGUACAAUUGAUGGGGUGUAAUUGUAUGAAUGGUACUAGUACUAGGUUUAGGGUUUUGUUGGUUACUUCUAGUAGAGGUAUUCAUGAUCCUGAUCUUUUGUUUUGUUCGGAGACUAAAAAAUGGAGCAAAAUUACCCUUUCUUUCAAAUCUGAAGGAAUGAUAUUUGAUGUGGUUGCAAAUAAUGGGAUUUUCUAUUUUUUUGAAACAAACAAUAUGAAGCUAGUAGCUAUGGAUCCCUUUAAAGAUAAAAAAAAUUGGUUUCGUGUCAUUAGCUUGCCGUCUAGUUUAAUAAAAACACGCUGCAAAGAUCAAUUUUUGGUAACACACUUCAGCCUGGUUAGAAAUCAAGUGCGACUGUUAUUUACUAUUAAUGAUGACAAUGAUUAUGACAAGAAAUUUCAUGUUAUUUGGGAGUUAAAUACCAAUGGUGAUGAUGAUGAUGGUAGAUCAACAAAGCAAGAUUGGGUUUUGAAGAAUGUGAUAACUACUUUGAAUACAUCUUGGUGUUAUUUCUAUCCUGGGAAUGGCGAUCUUAUGUUCUUCGCAGAUAAAUAUAAUAACAUAUAUUUAUUUGAUAUUAAAAAGAAUUAUCGAUUUGAAAAAUCUGAUGAAAAAUAUUGUAUAAGUAAAAUUAUGACCCUUAAGCAUCCUGUUUGGCCUACACCUCUUCCAUCCACAUGGUAA